Molecule: messenger RNA, 1569 nt
Organism: Dicentrarchus labrax (European seabass)
Lineage: Eukaryota; Metazoa; Chordata; Actinopteri; Moronidae
Gene: dio1
Product: iodothyronine deiodinase 1
Exons: 4
Molecular function (GO): thyroxine 5'-deiodinase activity
Source: RefSeq, a predicted model, not a curated record
UGAACAAUCAGAUGGCAGUUCUGCACAAGUCUGACGGGACUUCACCACCAAGGAACAAGCAUGUUUUUGCAACGAUUGCUGGUCUAUUUGUCGACAGUAUGCUUGUUUUUCUACAUGAUAUCACUGAACCUUUUUGUGAGGAUCAUGAAUUUUAUUUCACCAAGCCUCACCAAGAAGUUAAUCCUGAAAAUGGGUGAGAAGAUCACCAUGACCCAGAAUCCCAACUUUAAGUAUGAAGACUGGGGUCUGACAUUUACUUCUUUUAACUUCAUCAAAGCCGCCUCUCGGCACAUGUGGUUGUCUCUCGGACAAGAGGCUUUUGUUGGAGGAGAAGCUCCGGACUCACCUGUAGUCACCAUGGAGGGAGAGGAAACAAGUAUCUGUCGGUACUUGAAAGACAACAGACCGCUGGUGUUGAGUUUUGGAAGCUGCACCUGACCCCCGUUUAUAUACAAACUUGAGGAGUUCAAGGAACUCGUCAAGGACUUCAGCGAUGUAGCUGACUUUCUUGUGGUCUACAUCGCCGAGGCACAUUCAACAGAUGGUUGGGCCUUUACCAACAACUUUGACAUCAACCAGCACCAGAGCCUGGAAGACAGGCUGGCUGCAGCAAAGAUCCUGGUUCAAAAAGAGCCUCUGUGUCCAGUGGUCGUGGAUGAGAUGAAUAACAGUGCCGCCAUAAAGUAUGGUGCUAUGCCUGAGAGGCUUUACGUGCUGCAGGCUGGAAAAGUUGUCUACAAGGGGGCGAUUGGGCCUUGGGGUUACGAUCCAAAGGAGGUGCGUUCGUUCCUGGAGAAGAUGAAAUAAGAAGGUUGUUUAAGUCUCAAGUCAAGCCAUGUAUUUGCCGUCCGACCAGUCUUAUAUGGAGGAGACACCGGGGGUGUCAACAUUGUAAAUAACAUAUUAUUGAUUAUAUAACAAAAUACAGUACUGUUUUUUUUUUUUCUGUUUUCAGAAUCAAACCAUUACACUGUCACAUCUACGUUGGUCCUAUAGCUUCAUCAACCAUUGUAUGAGUAGAAAUAUGUUGCCUUCAGGCUCUCUUGUACACUGAAAACGUAUCUCAACUGUUGAUCUCCGAGCUUGAACUCUCCUCUCAGUGUUUCUUAGUGACGGCUACAGAUUAAACCAUUGGCCUCUGUAACCAGAUGAAGUGAAACGCAGAGAGACAGUCCAGUCAAGAGUUUGUGUUUGAGGUAUCACAUAAUGUGCAGGAGAUGUUUUAAAGACCAUAAGAUUGAAGUCAGUGAAAUUGUUUUCCAAUUCUCUUACAGGUUCAUUUAUCUUAAGUGUUAGUGUUUCAAUCCGUAUUAAUCCCGAUGGGUUUCUAUUGUCUAUGAAUGCUCCAAGGUAAUUUCAGAGGAGGCUACUUUUUAUAUGAUGAUUACAGUGAAAACCUCUGGUAACUGUAAUCUGAUGAAAGAGGACUUAAAAGUAGACCUUCUCUGAAUUAUGUAAACCAUCUGCAUCCCUAUAAAUGUUAUUAUAUCACAAUAAAAUGUAUUUUGAAUGAUUGCAAUAUGGUAUAAUAAAGAAUAACCUGUGAAGACUGCUUUAUCAACUUCUAAA